AUGAUCCUGAAUACCUUUCUUAUCUCAUCGCUCGUAGCCACUGGCCUCGCUUUAUACAUCCCAGAGCACACCACAAGCAAUGAAUGCAAUUGCGACGGAGAGCUUGUUCACAGAAACGACACGCAGAGACAUCUCUACAUUUGCGGCGAUGAACGUCUUGGGCCCACAGACCUCCCCAAGAAUCUUCCUCUGAGUACAUAUGUCGCUAGCUAUGACCGCUUCGGAGGCUUAACUCCCAACGAAUUUCUUGAGAAGUGGUGGAAUGACACAAUACGUGCCGAUGGCAAGAAGCCAGUUGGCUGGAUUUAUCCGUCAAAGAACGGCUUUGAGUUGGAUGAUGACGAGCGGCCCAUACGGGCAAACGUGAAUCUUGUGAAAGGGACGCUGGUUGACAGGUUUGGGGAACCAACAGGACGUUUCCUCUCUCCUGCGACAGCCCCCUUCUCACAACGGGCUCUCCACCCUGCCAACCUCAUCACCGGGAAGAACCAAGAAUUCCCCAGCAAUUACCACUUGUACAAGGUGACCAAAUCAUUCACUGUUCAAACGGGGCCUAUCAGGCCAUGGUUUGGUCAGCCAGGUUACGGGGUACAGUUCUUCCUUGGUGAGGGCAUUACGGUGAAUGACUACCUGAGCAACGGUAGCUUGGAGCCGCUGAACGCGUCGGCCUUGAUCCGGGAGGCAAAACACUGCGCACUGAGCGGAGGAGAUACUAGCUUAGACUCGAAAGAGCUAUAG
This is a messenger RNA of Fusarium tjaetaba, 738 nucleotides long. RefSeq lists its product as uncharacterized. Bases 1 to 738 code for a protein of 245 amino acids. The transcript has 2 exons. NCBI's taxonomy places the organism in Eukaryota, Fungi, Ascomycota, Sordariomycetes, Hypocreales, Nectriaceae. The record is from RefSeq and is a predicted model, not a curated record.